Molecule: messenger RNA, 3288 nt
Organism: Jaculus jaculus (lesser Egyptian jerboa)
Lineage: Eukaryota; Metazoa; Chordata; Mammalia; Rodentia; Dipodidae
Product: ubiquitin-like modifier-activating enzyme 1
Exons: 3
Coding region: 1-3288 (1095 amino acids)
Biological process (GO): protein sumoylation
Cellular component (GO): cytoplasm; SUMO activating enzyme complex
Molecular function (GO): SUMO activating enzyme activity
Source: RefSeq, a predicted model, not a curated record
AUGUUCAUCCGCGCGACAAGGCUCAACACACCACCAUCAGAAGUCAACGCCCGUGCCCAGGCCAGACAAGCGUCGGGCCGGCAGACAAGGAUUCUGCACCGGCAGUCAAAGAAUCAAAGUGCCAACGCGUCGGGGGCCCCCUGUGAUCCAGAGCCAGGUUCCAACUGCCCCAGCGAGCCGGUGCGUGGUGUCCGCAGUGUCCCCCCACCCCGGGUGCCAACCGCCGGCAUGGCGAAGAACAGCGGCAGCGAGGCGCCCCUGGACGAGGGUCUCUACUCGCGGCAGCUCUACGUGCUGGGCCGGGAGACCAUGAGGAUGCUGCAGAGGUCCCGCAUCCUGGUGUCCGGCCUGCGGGGCCUGGGCGUGGAGAUCGCCAAGAACAUCAUCCUGGGCGGGGUCAAGGCUGUCACCCUCCAUGACCAGGGCACUGCCCAGUGGGCUGACCUCUCCUCUCAGUUCUACCUGCGCGAGGAGGACAUAGGCAAGAACCGGGCCGAGGUGUCGCAGCCCCGGCUCGCCGAGCUCAACAGCUACGUGACCGUCACGGCCUACACGGGACCCCUGGUCGAGGACUUCCUCAGCGGCUUCCAGGUGGUCGUCCUCACCAACAGCCCCCUGGAAGAUCAGCUGAGGCUGGGGGAGUUCUGCCACGGCCGGGGCAUCAAGCUGGUGGUGGCCGACACCCGAGGCCUCUUUGGACAGCUCUUCUGUGACUUCGGAGAGGACAUGGUCCUGACCGAUCCCAAUGGCGAGCAGCCUCUCAGCGCCAUGGUGUCCAUGGUCACCAAGGACAAUCCCGGCGUGGUCACCUGCUUGGACGAGGCCCGGCACGGCUUCGAGAGCGGCGACUGUGUCUCCUUCUCGGAGGUCCAGGGCAUGGUCCAGCUCAACGGCAGCCAGCCCAUGGAGAUCAAGGUGCUGGGGCCUUACACCUUCAGUAUCUGUGACACCACCAGCUUCUCCGACUACAUCCGUGGAGGCAUCGUCAGGCAGGUCAAAGUCCCCAAGAGGAUUAGCUUUAAGUCUCUGCCCGCCUCGCUGGCACAGCCUGACUUUGUGGUGACCGACUUCGCCAAGUGUUCUCGCCCUGCCCAGCUGCAUAUCGGCUUCCAGGCCCUGCACCGCUUCUGCGCCCAGCACGGCCGGCCACCCCGGCCUCACAACGAGGAGGACGCCACAGAGCUGGUGGCUCUGGCCCAGGUGGUAAAUGCCCAGUCCCUGCCCGAGGCGCAGCAGGGCAGCCUGAACGAAGACCUCAUCCGCAAGCUGGCUUACGUGGCUGCCGGCGACCUGGCACCCAUGAAUGCUUUCAUCGGGGGCCUGGCUGCCCAGGAGACCAUGAAAGCCUGCUCUGGGAAGUUCAUGCCCAUCAUGCAGUGGCUGUACUUCGAUGCCCUGGAAUGUCUCCCCGAGGACGGAGGUGCCCUCACGGAGGAGGAGUGCCUCCCGCGUCAGAGCCGCUACGAUGGGCAGGUGGCGGUGUUUGGCUCGGGGCUGCAAGGGAAGCUGGGCGAGCAGAAGUACUUUCUGGUGGGUGCAGGAGCCAUCGGCUGCGAAUUGCUCAAGAACUUUGCCAUGAUCGGCCUGGGCUGCGGGGACGGCGGCGAAAUCACCGUCACGGACAUGGACACCAUUGAGAAAUCCAAUCUGAACCGGCAGUUUCUCUUCCGGCCCUGGGAUGUCACCCAGAUGAAGUCAGACAGGGCCAGGGCAGCGGUGCGUCAGAUGAACCCGAGCAUCCGGGUGACCAGCCACCAGAACCGGGUGGGCCCUGACACAGAGCCCAUCUACAACGAUGACUUCUUCCAGAGGCUGGACGGGGUGGCCAACGCCCUGGACAACGUGGACGCCCGCAUGUACGUGGACCGCCGCUGCGUGUACUACCGGAAGCCGCUGCUGGAGUCCGGCACGCUGGGCACCAAGGGGAACGUGCAGGUCGUGAUCCCGUUCCUGACCGAGUCGUACAGCUCCAGCCAGGACCCGCCGGAGAAGUCCAUCCCCAUCUGCACGCUGAAGAACUUCCCCAAUGCCAUCGAGCACACCCUGCAGUGGGCGCGGGAUGAAUUCGAAGGCCUGUUCAAGCAGCCCGCGGAAAACGUCAACCAGUACCUCGCAGACCCCAAGUUUGUGGAACGGACCUUACGACUGGCGGGCACGCAGCCUCUGGAGGUGCUGGAGGCCUUGCAGCGGAGCCUGGUCCUGCAGCGGCCGCACAGCUGGGCCGACUGCGUGGCAUGGGCCUGCCACCACUGGCACACCCAGUAUGCUAACAACAUCUGGCAGCUGCUGCACAACUUUCCUCCCCAGCAGCUCACGAGCUCCGGAGCCCCGUUCUGGUCUGGGCCGAAGCGCUGCCCACACCCGCUCACCUUUGACGUGAACAACCCCCUGCACCUGGACUACGUGAUGGCCGCCGCCAACCUCUUUGCCCAGACCUACGGGCUCCCGGGCUCCCGGGACCGAGCCGCCCUGGCUACGCUCCUGCAGUCCGUGCAGGUCCCCGAAUUCACCCCCAAGCCGGACAUCAAGAUCCACGUGUCGGACCAGGAGCUGCACAGCUCCAACGCCUCCGUGGACAACGGCCACCUCCAGGAACUCAAGGCCAUGCUGCCCAGCCCGGACAAGCUCCCCGGGUUCAAGAUGCACCCCAUCGACUUUGAGAAGGACGACGACAGCAACUUCCACAUGGAUUUCAUCGUGGCCGCGUCCAACCUCCGGGCGGAAAACUACGACAUCCCGCCUGCAGACCGGCACCAGAGCAAGCUGAUCGCGGGCAAGAUCAGCCCGGCCAUCGCCACCACCACGGCGGCCGUGGUCGGCCUCGUGUGCCUGGAGCUGUACAAGGUGGUCCAGGGCCACCGGCAGCUGCGCUCCUACAAGAACGGCUUCCUCAACCUGGCUCUGCCUUUCUUCGGCUUUUCCGAGCCCCUGGCCGCGCCCCGCCACCGGUACUACGACCAAGAAUGGACCUUAUGGGAUCGCUUCGAGGUCCAGGGCUUGCAGCCGGACGGAAAGGAGAUGACCCUGCAGCAAUUUCUCGACUACUUCAAGACGGAGCACAAGCUCGAAGUCACCAUGGUGUCCGAGGGCGUGUCCAUGCUGUACUCCUUCUUCAUGCCGGCCGCCAAGCUCAGGGAGCGGCUGGACCAGCCCAUGACGGAGAUUGUGAGCCGCGUGUCCAAGCGUCGGCCUGGCCGCCACGUGCGGGCGCUGGUCCUGGAGCUCUGCUGCAAUGACGUCAGUGGCGAGGACGUCGAGGUCCCCUACGUGCGAUACGCCAUCCGCUGA